Molecule: messenger RNA, 1115 nt
Organism: Lepisosteus oculatus (spotted gar)
Lineage: Eukaryota; Metazoa; Chordata; Actinopteri; Semionotiformes; Lepisosteidae
Source: RefSeq, a predicted model, not a curated record
UUCGAGUUGCACUACGUUGGGGGGAAUGGGUAGCAUUAGUGCAGUGCUGUGAUCACACUGAUGAAAGUAUCUUGGUUGCUGGCGAAUAAGGCAAUCCUGCUGCGAUAAUAUUGAUUGCAAAGUUGCAUCGUCUGGACUUUGAGACUGUCACUGCUUCAUUCACCAGGUCUACAAACAUGAGCCACGAAGGGGGUGCUUCAUCUAAGAGCUCUACAUCGUCAGUCCUUAAAGAAGAGGUAAUUACAGAAGGAAAAUGGGUCAAAUUUGAAAAGACCACCUAUGUUGACCCUUCUGGAAAUGUAAGAAUCUGGGAAACGGUGAAGAGGACAACAAAAAAGAAUUCCUCAGCUGACGGAGUGGGCAUAUUUGCCGUUCUGAAAAGAACUCUCCAUUAUGACUGUGUUGUAAUGGUAAAACAGUUUCGGCCGCCAAUGGGGUGCUACUGUCUGGAAUUUCCAGCAGGCCUCAUCGAUGAAAAUGAAAGCGCAGAAGCUGCAGCUUUGAGGGAACUGCAAGAGGAAACUGGGUAUAAAGGAGAAGUAGUAGGAAUUUCUCCAGUAACUUGUAUUGAUCCCGGUUUGUCAAAUUGUACAACUCAUAUAGUCAGCGUUAACAUCAAUGGAGAUGAUCCAGAAAACAUCAGGCCGGCACAACAACUUGCGGAAGGAGAGUUUGUUGAAGUACUGCUUAUACCUCUACAUCACUUUCAAGACAAAAUUAAUGAAAUUGUGAAGAAGGAACACGUAGUUGUAGAUACCAAAGUCUACGCCUAUGCAAUGGGAAUGACACUGGCAACAGCCAAGCCGAAAGAACUGCCAGUUCUCAAGCAGUGAAGAAAGACUGGCUUCCUCUAGCAUUCUGAUGUUCUUGCGUGGGUCUGCGAACGCAUUCCUUAAUGUACGAUAAUCCAGUUGAAAAAAUACUGAAUUUUAGAUGAAGUGCACAGAUGAUCCACCAUAGUGCCUUACAUUCCUGUUUCAAAAUCCAGUGUUGAAAAAUCAGUUUUCUUACCCUUGUAUUCUUUGUUUUAUGGUGGAAUGGUCUCUUUUUCUUGCCUGGUUUGUAAACAAAUUAUCCAGAUUUGUUGCAAUAAAGUGUACCCAAUAUUCAACAAA